Acanthochromis polyacanthus (spiny chromis) is the source of this 3275-nucleotide messenger RNA. RefSeq names its product inner centromere protein (gene incenp). The transcript has 23 exons. The record is from RefSeq and is a predicted model, not a curated record. Lineage: Eukaryota; Metazoa; Chordata; Actinopteri; Pomacentridae. The coding region runs from base 301 to 2904 and encodes 867 amino acids. Gene Ontology annotation, molecular function: protein serine/threonine kinase activator activity. Gene Ontology annotation, biological process: positive regulation of protein serine/threonine kinase activity; metaphase chromosome alignment; meiotic spindle midzone assembly. Gene Ontology annotation, cellular component: nucleus; midbody; chromosome passenger complex.
UGUUACAAACGUAGACUCCGCCCUCUCGGAUGUAGCUGUUAACAAAUCGAACGUGUCCUUUCCUCAUACAGCUUCAGGAUUGGCUGGUGAGGUUUGAACUAGUUAUAAACGGUUUCAGCGGGUCAGUGGGAAGGUUUGCUAUUGUCGCCCGGGACUUUUAGACUGCGGAGACUUUACACAUGGAAGUCUCCCCCUCUUUUUUUAGGACAUUUAUUUUUAUGCAAGUAUGCCAUUGAUUUAACUUUUAAAAUUAGCGGAGCGUUGCGUUGCUUUCACAGAAACUCUGAUAUCAAAGUCACUAUGAACUCCAUGUUAUCAUCCGUGCGAUCCCUCAUGGAAAUGUUCGAUGGCAAAGCUCAAGAAUUCAUCAGUGAAAUUGAUAAUGUCCACAUGGUUUGGCUUGAGGAGAUCCAGCAAGAAGCCAAUCGCAUGUUCUCAAGGGAUUUUAAUGCAGAACCAGAAUUAAUGCCAAAAACACCAUCACAGAAAAAGAAUAGUCGCAGGAAGCGUGUGUCUGUGGGGCGUCAAGAAGAAAAUCAAGCCAGACGAAGAUUUUCAAAGGGAAGACGCAGUAACCUUCGGGGCUCUGGAACCUCUGUCAAAUCACUGAACUUGAUUGCUGAAGAGGAGAAUAUUCCUGAACCCUCCACCUCUGAAGCCAACAGCACCACUCAACCUAAACGCACCACUCGCAAAAAACAGAAAAAGCCUGAGGUGGCAGAGGAUGUGAGUUUGUCACCAGACAGCAGUAAAACCGAAGAGGUGCUGAACAAGAAGCCAGAGCUGGUAGAGGAAGAAGAUGCAAACAAAGAAAACAAGGCGAACAAUGCUGAAGUCCAACCUGAUGACACAGGCAGCGCUGCCCCGUCUCCCCCUAAGAUACCCUCCCCUGAGGUUGUUGUCAGCAUCUCUCCAGCAGAACGCUUGUCUGCUGAACUCGCUAAAAACCCGGUGCUCUCUCCUGGCCGUACAGCUGCUAAGAUCGCAAUAGCUGGAACUUCUCAAAGCUCAAGGCGCAGCUCCGUUCGGUGCUCCCUCAACCUCCGUCGCUCGCGGGCUGGUCUGCGGCACAGCAUGACCCAGGAGUCUGUUCGCAGAGCCUCACGCCGUUCUAUGCUUAAGAAGAAAGCAGCUCGUAUGGGCAACUCCACAUGUAGCAGCAGCGUUGGUGAUGACUCUUCAGUGGACACUGCAGACGAGAAGGAUGAUGUGGUAGAAGAUGUACCUGCAGACACAGUGGAUAAUGCUGUACCAGAAAAACUUAAGGAAACUCCAGAGAUCCCGAUUAACCAGCAUGUUGGGCGCAUCACUCGUUCUGUGGCUGCAAACUCUCCAACACUUGCGCCUCCCUCAUUGUCUGUCUUUAAUUCAAAAAUGAGUACUCCAAGCAAAAAAACAGCUGUCGCUGAGAAGCAACAGAUGUCCCAGGCUGUUCGCCGGUCCAGUCGCAGUACUAAGCGCAAAGCGCCCGAUACUGUAGAGGAAAGUCCCACAAAGAGGUUCUCUCCUCCCAAGAAAAGUCAAAGUGCAAUCAGACCAAACAUGAGAUCUUUUCUCCACACUGUGCAGAAGAAUCAGAUGCUGAUGAUGACUCCAAAUUCCCUGGGCCGGACCGCUGUGAUCAAGUCUUUCAUCAAACACACCACUCCUUUGAAGGCUGAUCCUAAGUUGAGCAGUGGUAUAGUGACAAAAGAGCGUCACAAGUUGGAAGCCCUUAAAAAGAAGAUGGAGCAAGAGGAGGAAAGGAUGAAGAAAAUGGAGGAGGAGAAGAAAAGAAAACAGGAUGAACUUAAAAGGAAGAGGGACGAGAGGUUAAAAAGAGUGUUUGAGGCCAAAGUAAAAGAAGAGCAGAGGGAGGAAGAAAAGAAAAAGAAGAUUGAGCAAAAAAUGGCUCAGAUCGAUGAGAAAAAUGAUAAGCGUCAAGCCGAGGAGAAGGCCAAGAAGAAGGUGACCCUGAAGCGCCUAGAGGAGCAGGAGCAGAAGAAGAAACUGGAAGAAGAAGCCAAAAAGAAGAAGAUUCAACAGGCAGAGGAGGAGAAGCGGCAGCUGGAGUUACUGGCUAAGAAGAAGGCCGAGGAGGAGGAACAGCGAGCUCGUAAGCUGGCUGAAGCUCGCAAAGCUCUGGAGUUGAAGAGGGAACAGGAGAGAGAGCUGGAAAGAGAACGACAAGCUGCUGCUGAAAGGGAGCGAGUGGAAAAAGAAAAGGCUAUCGCUCUGCAACGUGAACUGGAGCGAGCAGCGAGAGAAAAGGAGAUUAGGGAACUGGAGCAGAGAAGGAAAGCACUUGAAGAAAAAAGAAAACUGGAGGAGCAGCAAAGACUGGCUGCAAAAGAGAAAGCUCUUAAAGAGACCGAAGCCGCCAAGCUGAAGGAGGCUACACAGACCCGUGCUGCUCUAAAUAUGACCGUGGACAUUGAGCGCUCAGUUUUGAACACACCCGUAGGAAAAGGUGGUGGCAUCAGCGUCGUGGAUUGUGAGACCCGUGCUGCUCUAAAUGUGACCGUGGACAUUGAGCGCUCAGUUUUGAACACACCCGUAGGAAAAGGUGGUGGCAUAAACGUCGUGGAUUGUGAGUCCUCACCACAGUCAUACGUCAUCACACCAAAAGGCAACAACAAACCUUUGAUUACGUCCAAAAGUCUUGAGGAUUACGGGAUGGACCAAAACAGUGACGACUCCACUGAUGACGAGUCUGCACCGAGGAAAGCUAUUCCAUCCUGGGCGGAAGGGCCCAAUCUGCAGCAGAUCAUCAUGAAGCAGUACUUCAACCCUCCUGAUUUAGACUCUUUCUUCGGAAUAGUUGAGCCACCGAAACUGGAAAGCAUCUUUUACAAGAGCAAGCCUCGGUAUUUUAAACGCACCAGCUCAGCGGUGUGGAACUCGCCUCCUGGUGGAACCAAGUAAUGUCUGUACACUCAUGCAGAUGUACACGCUGCUGUAUAAACUUUAAUCCUUGAAAGUCUGUUUUCAAUAAAGUAACUUGUUUUUUCCUGAAUGAUUUUAAUUGUAUUUUUGUUUAAGAUUUUUAGUUGCUGGUGUUGUUUUUUUUUUUUUUUUCCAGAGAUGACCACAUUUUCAUAUGCCAGACUUUCAUUUGUUUGGUUCUGAUUUUAAGUUACUUUUGUAGAAUUUUGACUUUUUACUGUGAGAAAGCAGAACAACUAGUUUUGGUGAUGGGACUAUUGUUGUUGUAUCAGGAAAAUAAGGCAGCAGGUUCUAAUAUUUAUGGGUGUUUUGCUUUGCCAUGUCAAUAUUAAAGGGCUGAUUUUGUCUGA